This is a messenger RNA of Naumovozyma dairenensis CBS 421, 1974 nucleotides long. Its product is annotated as putative hydrolase. Lineage: Eukaryota; Fungi; Ascomycota; Saccharomycetes; Saccharomycetales; Saccharomycetaceae. The transcript has a single exon. The coding region runs from base 1 to 1974 and encodes 657 amino acids. Gene Ontology annotation, molecular function: monoacylglycerol lipase activity. The record is from RefSeq and is a predicted model, not a curated record.
AUGGUGAUUCCUACGAAGUCAACUCAAUCUACCGAUGACACAAAAGGUAUUCUUCUGUUCAAUGAUAGCCAAAAGUUAGGGAUAGGUGAUCUUUCAAGAUACAAGAUUACCCUUGAUAAGAAACAAUUGGAUGGGCAAGGCAUUUACGCUACUGAAUUGUUUAUUAGAAUCAAGAAUGAGGAAAGCCCAUUGCUUCGGCCUGUUUAUAUCACUGGGCCGUAUGCAUUCUACGUCGAUAUUAGGCCUCAUAAUUAUCAUGAAGAUGAAAGGUUUGAUGGCGAAGAAGAAAUUGCCUUUUGUGAAGAUUUAAAACCUGAUGAGAGAUUUAAAAAAAGAAUAUUUUUAAAUGAAUAUUCACGUGUUGAAGGAACUGACACUUAUUCUUGGACAAUUGAUAUCAUUUCACAAUUAGCUGUGCUAACGCACCCAAAAUUGGAGUAUAGUAUUAGAAUUGCAACAACCAGGAAGAAAACGAAAAAAGGCCCCAAGAACUCUCAACCGAUGAAAAUAAGAGGAGUCGAUAUUAAACUAUGGGAUACGACGUCAUUAUGGGAUCUGCCACCAAAAUUUCCUGAAAGACCAGUUCAUCUUGUCAUGAUGACUCAUGGUAUAUUUUCAAAUAUUGGAUGUGAUAUGCUUUAUAUGAAGGAUAAAAUAGAAGAAAUUACAAACUCUAUAGACGAUUCGAUUAAUCCCAAUGUAGUUGUGAGGGGUUGUAUACAAAAUAUGGGUAAAUCUUCAUAUGGUGUACAUUAUUUAGGGAAAAAAGUGGCUCUAUAUAUCAUUGAAUUAUUAGAAAAUUUGAAUAAAAAAUACAAAGUCGACAAAAUAUCAUUUAUUGGCCAUUCAUUGGGUGGUCCCACUCAAUCAAUGGCUGUUCAUUACUUAAGUGUGAAAAGACCUGAUAUAUUUGAUCCGCAAAGUGGUAUAAAACCAAUUAAUUUUAUUACAUUAGCAAGUCCAUUCAUUGGUGUUAUUGGAGAUUUCCCACUUUAUGUUUCAAUGCCAUUAGAUUUCGGGGCACUUGGUCUUACUGGAAGAGAUUUAAAUCUCAAAUAUACACCUUUAACUUCUAAAGAUGGACUCACUAUUGGUGAUGGACCACCACCAAGGAAAUUAAUAAUGGAAAUUCUUCCUGAACCACCAGCAUUAGCUGUUUUCGAAAGGUUUAUCCAUAGAACUUUAUAUGCAAACAUUGUACAUGAUGGUAUAGUACCCUUAAGAACAGCUGCACUUUUAUAUUUGGAUUGGAAUAGUUUAGCAAAAGUAAAAAAAAUACAAAAGAAAUCAGUUGCUGCAUUACCUACUGACUCACAAUCAGAAUUUUCAUCACCAACUCCUACUCCAACGGGAACUAUGUCACCAAGCCCCAAUGCUCAACAUGAUACUGCUACGGGGGAGAUUCCUAGCGAAGAUCUGGACAAACAAGCUGCCUUAAAAUGGGCCCUGCCGCAAGCAUUUGUUCACUCUAACAAAGUAAGAAAGUUUAAAAGAGGCCAAGUCAUAGAAUCGGAAGAAGAAUCUACAUCAGGAAACGGAUCUAGUCCUUCUCCAGCUGAACAAUUCAAGCCGCCCCCAGAAGCAUCAACGAUGUUGUCUGCAUUAUCUGUGUUAACAGCUCCUGUUCCAAGUCAAAGAUAUAUAAAGAAUCCUGCCUUAAGAUCAGAUGCUGUUGUACAUGACAAAAUGUAUUAUCCUGAGGAACUACCUCCACCACAUUAUGAAGAUAGACCAUUAAUUAAAAAGGUAAUUUAUCCAAAUGAAAGUAUUAAUAGGAUACAAGAACGUAUUGCAAGGAAAUGGCAAUUGACAAUGCCAUGGAGGAAAGUUUUAGUUAAAAUAAAACCGGACUCGCAUAAUAAUAUAGUUGUUAGGAGACGAUUCGUUAAUUUAUACGGUAACGUUGCGAUCUUACAUAUGGUACAAGAGCAUUUUGGACCUGAAGCGUGUGAAAAAUACUCUCAAAUACAAUAG